Messenger RNA from Dipodomys ordii (Ord's kangaroo rat), 957 nucleotides. Its product is annotated as olfactory receptor 6. Bases 1 to 957 code for a protein of 318 amino acids. The record is from RefSeq and is a predicted model, not a curated record. Gene Ontology annotation, biological process: G protein-coupled receptor signaling pathway. The transcript has a single exon. Lineage: Eukaryota; Metazoa; Chordata; Mammalia; Rodentia; Heteromyidae. Gene Ontology annotation, molecular function: olfactory receptor activity; G protein-coupled receptor activity. Gene Ontology annotation, cellular component: membrane.
AUGUGGAAAGAAAACAUCACCAACAUUAGCGAGUUCAUCCUUGUGGGCUUCCCUACUGCCCCUUGGCUGCAGAUUCUGCUCUUCUUCAUCUUCCUCAUCACUUACCUGUUGGUGCUGUUAGAGAAUUUGGUCAUUAUCCUCACUGUAUGGGUCACUGGGUCCCUGCACAAGCCCAUGUACUAUUUUCUGGGUACAAUGUCCUUUCUAGAAGCCUGGUAUAUAUCUGUCACAGUCCCUAAGAUGCUAACUGGAUUCCUACUUCAUCCCAAUACCAUUUCCUUUCUGGGAUGCAUGACCCAACUCUACUUCUUCAUCUCACUUGCCUGCACUGAAUGUGUGCUUUUAGCUGCCAUGGCUUACGACCGUUAUGUGGCCAUAUGUUGUCCGCUUCGCUAUCCUGUCAUGAUGACCACAGGCUUUUGUGUACAGCUGACUAUUAGUUCCUGGGUUAGUGGCUUCACCAUCUCCAUGGCCAAAGUUUACUUUAUCUCCCAGGUUUCUUUCUGUGGCAAUAACAUCUUAAAUCAUUUUUUCUGCGACGUGUCACCUAUUCUCAAACUGGCCUGCAUGAACUUAUCUAUGGCAGAGAUAGUAGACUUUGUGUUAGCAAUUGUCAUACUUGUGUUUCCUCUCUCAGCCACUGUUCUUUCCUACGUCUUCAUCAUCUCUACCAUCCUACACAUACCCUCAGCCACUGGACAGCGAAAGGCCUUCUCUACCUGUGCAUCUCAUCUUACAGUGGUCAUCAUCUUCUACACUGCUGUGAUUUUCAUGUAUGUCCGACCUCGGGCCAUUGCUUCAUUUAAUUCUAACAAACUGAUCUCAGCAAUAUAUGCAGUCUUCACUCCCAUGCUCAACCCUAUCAUCUACUGUCUGAGGAACAAGGAAGUCAAGGAUGGCAUUAGGAAAACCAUAGCAAGUGGACAAGCCCUUUUCUUGAGAGAUCCCCCUUGCUGA